AAAACAAUUGGCGGAUCUUGGAUCAAAUCGAAAUAGGAAGGCGUGUGGGUCUAUUUUGGGAGAACCCGAAUCAAGUUCAGGUCCGGAUCCCUACGGUCUGGCCGUCUGGGGCUGUGCCAAAGAGAAGUGUUUGACAGUUUCACCAAUUUCCGGUAGCGGCAAUAUAUUUCCGUAGCACGAGGUCAAAGAGUUAGUAAUCUCCCAACAUUUCCGUCGAUGGCUAUCCUACUUGGUCAUGUUUCAUCGCCGUCGGUGCUACUUGCUCCUCCCUCUUCUGCAAUUUGGAAUAUUCGUCGGAAUUUGAAAACUAGUUUUUACCCAAGAGCUGUUGGGGUUAAAGCAUGUUUUUUCAACCCUAUCCCAGAUCAACCUAUCAUCAAAGAAGCUCUAAAGGAACCCGUUGCUUUCAUGGGAGGGAUGCUUGCUGGCCUUUUAAGAAUUGAUCUGAAUGAAGAUCCUCUCAAGGAAUGGGUUACUAGAACUGUGGAGGCUACCCAAGAAAUUCAUCAAGCCACUGAAACCCAAGCAGAAGACACCCCACUACAGAUAGAAAUCGAAUGACUUUAUUGCUAGUGUAAACCUCAUGUAUCAUUUGUGCUUAUGUUUUUUAUCUUUGACUAAUAAAUAAUACUUCCUCUUGUUUAUGACUUCUCAUGUUUUAAGAUAAAAACUUUUUGCUUUUGAUUUCAUAUUAUACUCUUUACUGCCGAUGCAUUACCCUUCCUAUUCAAGGUAAAAAUCUGAGUUAAUUGGAAAGAUUAGUGCCACCAGUUGAAUCGCCGCUCGCUGUUGUUGGUUCAUCUUCUUCGUCGCAACAAGAAGCCACCAGCUCUGGUCGUGAUGAUCACCAUGUUACAUGCCGCUUGCCAGAUUGGCUUCUCUGUCGCUGGACGCUCCGCCCACAUUUAAUUUUAAUAUAGUCACAUUUAAUUUUAAUAGUUAAAAGAUGAUGAAUGAACAAGCAACAAAAAAAUCAUACUUGUUUUGCUUGUCUCACAAAGUCACUAUGAAGAGGGUGUGUACAAAACAAAUUGCACACUUUUUGUAUAGCAUUGUAUGGUACGACGUAUGAUACACAUUACUCAUUACUUUUGACUAUUUUAUACCCGCUC
Molecule: messenger RNA, 1112 nt
Organism: Cuscuta epithymum
Lineage: Eukaryota; Viridiplantae; Streptophyta; Magnoliopsida; Solanales; Convolvulaceae
Source: the annotation of a GenBank genome assembly